UUUAUAUCUGUAUAAUUUACUUUUGGGAAGCGCAAUUAAAAAAGGCGCUAGGGUUUAUACUCGCAAGUCUAAACCCUCUCUGCCGUUUCUCCACCAAACGAUGAUUACAGGUGGAAAGAGAUUCGUCUCUUCACCGCCGGCGUUCUCAAACGAUGCCAAGCGACUCCUUGUCUGCACAGGAAACACUGUCUCGGUUUUUAGCACGUCCACUGGCUUACAGAUAAGUGAAUUGGAAGGUCACGAGGCGCAGGUGACGUCGGUGAUAGUUGUUCCGCCUUCUAGUCCGGCGAGUAAACUCAUGUGUUAUUGCUGGACAGCGUCCCUGGAUGGAAAAAUCAAGUACUGGGAUUUUGCGGCUCCUGAGUUGAUGACCACUAUCGACAUUGGGUCGUCCAUACACUCUAUGGUCAUUCCGAGUUUAUUAAGCCAGAGCGCUGAAAGCAAUGGGAAGCAUCCCGAUCUUUUUGCUUAUAUCUAUACUGAGGAUGUCAAACCCAGGGAAGAAAAGACCGAUUGUUUAUGUGGACAGAUUCAGAAAUGUAACCUGACCAAGUCCCGCAUAGUUGGUGGAGUUACUUUGGCCAAGACUCGGAAACCAGGUUCCAUAACCAUUAGCCCUUCUGGAAAAUAUAUUGGAACAUAUGAGAGGCAGAAGCUGCGAAUCUGGGAAAUUCCAGAGAAAGAUUCUGAGCAUGUUGGUUAUAAGAAAAUCAGGUUGCAUCAUACAAAAUCAUUUACAGCUCUGGCUUUUCAUCCGACUGAGAGGGUGGUAGCAGCAGGGGAUGUUACAGGAAGGAUCUUAAUAUGGAGAGGUGUUGGGCACAAAACAUGUCUUAAUGACGGUAAGCUAAUUCGUAGAGGGCUAAACAAGGAUGCAGAAGACCAGCCUGGAGUGAGGGAUGACGAUGAUGCCGACUCUUGCACCACGUGGCAUUGGCAUUCUUCACAAGUAAAUGUUCUCUUCUUCUCUUCAGAUGGUGCCUAUUUGUACUCAGGUGGUAGGGAGGGAGUUUUGGUUGUUUGGCAGUUGGACACUGGAAAGAAAAAAUUUCUUCCACGUAUUGGAUCUCCGCUUCUGUAUUUUGUCAAUUCUCCGGAUCCUUCAUUAUCCUCUAUAUCUCGUGCAGAUAAUCAAAUUCAGCUACUCAGAAUGCCUUCAAUGGAGAUCUUGAGGUCAAUUUCAGGGAUUAAGCCUUCAAGUUCACAUAUGGAAAUAUACGAGGGAUUUGGCUCGGGGGUUGUCUUUAAUCACACUUCUGGGUUGCUUGCAGUACCGACAGAGAAUUACCGUGUUCAGUUUUACAGUUUGUUUGAUGACCGUGAGAUUUCGGAGGUUCAAAUCUGUGAGAGAAACUAUCAGCCGGGUGAUGAAAUCACGGUAAAAGUAAAUUUGGUAGCUGUUUCACCAGAUGGUUCCACCAUGAGCACUGUUGAAACCAGACUUCCUGAAGAAGGUAUCGGCAACCUUGUGAGUCUUAAGUUCUGGGCUUGUAGCUCUCAAAACAAGCACUUCAGCUUGUCUACAGUCAUAUAUGAACCACACGGGGAUGGUGGUAUCUCCUCCAUAGCUUUCCGUCCAACUUCUCACAUGGCUGUCAGUUCCUCAUAUGGUGGUGACUUUAAGGUAUGGGUUCGUAGACAUGAGAUCUCGACUGAGGAUCAGACAGUUGAAAAUACUGGCUGGAGAUGCCAUGCUGUUGGGUCAUACAAGAAGAAGCCUAUGACAGCUUCUGCAUUUUCUGGUGAUGGGUCUGUUUUGGCUGUGGCUGCGGAGAAAGUGAUUACCUUGUGGGAUCCAGACAGGAACAUUCUGCUGUCUGUAAUUGGAGAUAGUCUUGAGCCAAUUACAAGCCUUUCAUUCGUUGGGAAGUCAGAAUAUCUUGUGUCAGCUUCCCGAGGUUCAGAUCCACAGUUGACUAUAUGGAGCAUGUUAAAGCUGUGUACGACUUGGUCCUACAGGCUUGAUGUAGAGGCUGUUGCCUCUUCGUUUGACAAGUCAACCUUCGCUGUUCUUGCUCUGAUCAAGCCAGCUAAACAUAUGGAGUCCACUGAAGCCUCAUUACAUAGUGCCGAAGGGGUGAUCUUGUUGUUCAAUGUGGAAAACCCAGUACCCUUGUCUACGUGGUUCGUGAGCAAGGCACAAGGUGGAGGACUUUCGUUUGUUUGGUCAAGCCCUAAAUCAGAAGAUGAAGUUGCAGAAACAAAAGCAUUCGAUGAAGUACUUGCUUACAUCAAUGGUGCUCACGAGUAUGUUCUCUUGAGCCCACAUGGCGAGCAGGCGAGUAAUCUCAGCUUUUCUCGUCACCGGAAUUUCAGUAGCCUUGAGGAAAAAGAAAGAUCGGGCUAUGCAUCCAUCUAUGGUGAACUACCAGAGUUCAGCUUGAAAAUAGAUCAGACUCCCUUCACAUCAAUGCCAUCAGAGAAAACCUGGAAGACAAUGUUCAGUGGACCAUCUCACAGUCUUCCUCCUCUCCCCAAGUUGUGUUCAGACUUUCUGGAAUCAUUGCUGGAGAGGAGAUCUGCCCUUGUGGAGUGAUCUGUUUAAAGUAUGACUACGUUUGUCUUUUAUGUAAUACAGCUGAUAUAGCGUGAGAUACACAGUGCAAGAGAUCAUCCCUUUACUGCAUAAUGAGAAGAGGCGGCACUGAGAAUGUGUUGGUGGUGAAGAUGGAAAGCUGAUACAGCUCGGUCUGCGAAAGUGUGCUGAUAAUAUAGCAGCUACUGGGGGAGGCGCCAUUUCCAUUGACCUCUGUUGACAAACACUACAGCGGAAUCUGAUGUAUAACAAGACUUAAUUAGAGAUGAUUUAGGCAUAGAAAUUUUUGUAUGGUAUUUAUACGAUGAUAGAGCAUGCGAUUCCCGUAUGAUGAUUUGACCC
This is a messenger RNA of Sesamum indicum (sesame), 2878 nucleotides long. Its product is annotated as Transducin/WD40 repeat-like superfamily protein. Lineage: Eukaryota; Viridiplantae; Streptophyta; Magnoliopsida; Lamiales; Pedaliaceae. The record is from RefSeq and is a predicted model, not a curated record. Gene Ontology annotation, molecular function: protein binding.